GCUGACUUGACCUGAAAAAAGAAAUAUCCAUACAUUGUCAUCUCCUUCCGGCCGUUAUAUACAGCCAUACAUUGUCCUAGCAAAGCACUCCGAGUUAGAAAGGAGCUCGACUUUUGUCUUCAGGAGCAAUCAGCCAUGACGAUCGUGGAGAUGCAGAUGAACAUCGACUGCGACGGCUGCGAGGACAACGUGAGGAAGGCCCUUCUCAGGCUUCAAGGCGUGCACUAUGUGGACGUGGACCGAGCGCGGGACAAGGUGACGGUGACGGGCACGGCGAGCCAGAAGAAGGUGCUGCGCGCGGCGCGGCGCACGGGGAAGCUCGCCGUGCUGUGGCCGUCGGCGUACGACCCGGGGUACCACCACGCCCACGCCUACGCUCACGCGCAGCCGGCCUACUACCACUCCUACCAAGCCAAGCCCGCCGCCGCCGCCCACGCGCACCGCUACUACAACAGCAUCCCGCACGGAGGGUACCCGGCGCCGGCGGCGCAGCACGGCAGCGCCAGCUCGUACAACUACCACGUCCAUGGCUACUACGACUCGGACCUCCACGGGUACCACCACGAGCAGUCCAACGACGCGCGGAGCUACUUCAGCGACGACAACCCCACCGCCUGCUCCGUCAUGUGAUGCUUGCUCCGAUGCCUACCAAAAAUCGGCCUCCGCAGCGUGUACAUACGUCGAUCUCUUGUGUAUAGCUCUGUCCAGCUGCUCUGUAUAGGACCUUCUUUUUUUUGCGGGUGCUCUGUAUAAGACGUUGAAGCCUAUGUUUGGAACACGAAAUU
This is a messenger RNA of Triticum dicoccoides, 785 nucleotides long. RefSeq names its product heavy metal-associated isoprenylated plant protein 28-like. Gene Ontology annotation, molecular function: metal ion binding. The record is from RefSeq and is a predicted model, not a curated record. The transcript has 3 exons. Lineage: Eukaryota; Viridiplantae; Streptophyta; Magnoliopsida; Poales; Poaceae. Bases 136 to 630 code for a protein of 164 amino acids.